CAAGUAAGAGUAAGUUCAUUGGCAACACCUCCCUUCAACAUUCUCAAGCUUGCUUUCCAAGUUAUCUGAUAUCUUCCUUUUCUUCCCUUUUGAAGCAUACAUCCAUCAAAAACAACAAUGGCUAUCCGCCUGCCUCGUAUGGUUAGUUCUAAGAAGGUUCCCAAGGGAUACUUUGCAGUUUAUGUUGGAGAAAGCCAGAAGAGGUUCGUGAUACCGGUAUCAUUCUUGAACCAUCCUUCAUUUCAAGAUUUGCUAGGGAAGUCAGAAGAAGAGUUUGGAUAUAGUCAUCCUACCGGGGGUCUCACAAUUCCAUGCAACGAAGACACCUUUGUCGAAGUUACCUCUCGCAUGUAUUGAUCGUGAGAUGAUUAACACAAACCAGUCAAUACAAUUUUGUAAAGCAAAGAUCACUAAUACAUGUAAACAUUUUUUUCUCCAUCCAUUGUCUUGGGGAGCUGAUAUAUAAGUCACCCCAAGUGGAAAACUAAAGAUGGUGAUUACUGUAACACUCCUAUCAAUUCAGUAAUUACAGUUCCGAACGCAUCAUUCAGUUGUCA
Messenger RNA from Gossypium raimondii (Peruvian cotton), 557 nucleotides. RefSeq names its product auxin-induced protein 15A-like. The coding region runs from base 118 to 357 and encodes 79 amino acids. Gene Ontology annotation, biological process: response to auxin. The transcript has a single exon. The record is from RefSeq and is a predicted model, not a curated record. NCBI's taxonomy places the organism in Eukaryota, Viridiplantae, Streptophyta, Magnoliopsida, Malvales, Malvaceae.